Messenger RNA from Brassica napus (rape), 1145 nucleotides. Its product is annotated as serpin-Z1-like. The transcript has 2 exons. Gene Ontology annotation, molecular function: serine-type endopeptidase inhibitor activity. The record is from RefSeq and is a predicted model, not a curated record. NCBI's taxonomy places the organism in Eukaryota, Viridiplantae, Streptophyta, Magnoliopsida, Brassicales, Brassicaceae. The coding region runs from base 180 to 842 and encodes 220 amino acids.
AAUCUUAUUUUUAUUUAAAAAGAAGAAAAAAUAAUUAUUUCAUUAACAAAAUUUUGGCUUAUAUAUGAACCGGGGUUUGUCCGGUUCAUUGGGUCAGCCGGUUCCCGGGUUUUUUAACCUAUAAAUAUUGUUUAACCCCACGAAGUUUUCUUAAUCAUAGAAUUGUAGCUAAGAUCACAAUGAAUCCUUCUAGCUUACCGUCCAAGUCAACCAUUGGUGUAGAAAAAGCCAUUAAGAACCAAAAGGACAUAGCGCUGAUCGUUUCGAAGCAUCUCUUCUCUACCAAAGCCAAACACUCUAACUCCGUUUUCUCACCAGCGUUGAUAAACUCCGCGCUCACUUUGGCGGCUUCUGGCCCCGACGGUUCUUCAGUCUCCAACGAGAUCUUCUCCUUCCUGAGGUCUUCUUCAACCGACGAACUCAACGCCGUCUUCAGCAAGCUCGUUUCCGUUGUCUUCGCUGACCAUAGCUCCCACGGUGGACCAAAGAUCACGUCCGUCAACGGUGUCUGGAUCGAGCAAACGCUGCCCAUUGAUUCAUCGUUCAAGGAUCUCUUUGAGAAUGUCUUCAAAGCUGCUUUCGAUCGCGUAGACUUCCUAACAAACGCCGAACAAGUUCGUAUAGAGCUGAUUAAAUGGGCUGAAGAUCAUACCAAUGGUCUCAUCAAAGAUCUUCUUCCUCCUGGAUCCGUCUCGCGUCAAACCGGCUGCGUUUUUGGAAACGCACUGUUCUUCAAAGGAGCAUGGGAAGUUCCAUUCGACAAGUCUUACACAAAAGACACAGAGUUCCAACUUCUCAGUGGAACCUCAGUGUCCAUGCCAUUCAAUGGCGUUGUAUCAUAAAGCAUGUGUGGAGAUUGAUGAAGAAGGCGCCGAAGCUGCUGCUGCCACUUUUGUAGCCAGUUGUGGAUGUGCGAGAUAUAUGGAGCCUCCUAAGAGGAUAUAUUUUGUGGCAGAUCAUCCAUUUUUGUUCUUAAUUAGGGAAGACAAAACUGGAACUGUUUUGUUUGUUGGUCAGAUCUUUGAUCCUUCCAAGAAAUCUGCUUAGGCUUUCGCUUUAGUCAAGUUAUGACCGGAUAAGUUGAAUUAGGUUUGAGCUUUAUAUUCAAUCUUGAUUUUAUGAAUCAAUUGAUUCAUAUUUAUGUA